AUGAACCACCAAAUCAAAGCCAUGAAGCUCAUCGUUACUGGUUGUACCGGGUUCAUUGGAGCCGAAGUCUUGUCCCAAUGCCUUGCUAACCCCUCUAUUACGUCCGUAAUUGCUCUCUCGCGCCGCGAGCUGCCAGAUGCUGUCGGUGACAAUCCAAAGUUGAAAGUGGUGAUUAUGAAAGAUUUCAAUUCGUAUUCCGAUUCUGUCUUAAAACAGCUUUCUGGUGCGGAUGCGUGUAUAUGGUGUAUGGGUACAACAGCCGGUGACAAAGCUUUGGAGAUCGACUACCCCCUCGCAUUCGGCAAUGCCAUGUCGAAGACGCUCCCCGAGAGCAAAAAGAAAUUCCGCCAUGUGCAUCUAAGCGGUGCACUAACGGAGAGGAAUCAAGAGAGGUCGCUCUGGUUCCUUGGAAACAUGCGGAAAGUCAAAGGAGCAGGAGAAACAACUAUGCUUUCCUUUGCAAACAAAUCAGAAACUGGAGGUAUGUGGGAGACACUGAUCGUCAAAGCUGGUUUCGUCACAAACGUGCAACCCAAGGGUCUUAGGGAUGUGAUAGGGCCGCGCAUAUCGAGUAGUAUCCGGGUUGAUGAGCUGGCUGCUACCCUAAUGGACGCUGCGAUGAACGGCAGGGAGGUGGAUACCAUCGACGAUAAUAUGGCUAUGGUUGAAAAGGGAAGGGCGCUUCUCUCAAAAGCAACGUGA
Molecule: messenger RNA, 702 nt
Organism: Venustampulla echinocandica
Lineage: Eukaryota; Fungi; Ascomycota; Leotiomycetes; Helotiales; Pleuroascaceae
Exons: 3
Coding region: 1-702 (233 amino acids)
Source: RefSeq, a predicted model, not a curated record